Messenger RNA from Anopheles nili, 906 nucleotides. Its product is annotated as hemicentin-1-like. Gene Ontology annotation, biological process: synapse organization. Gene Ontology annotation, cellular component: neuron projection membrane. The transcript is spliced from 6 exons. The coding region runs from base 1 to 906 and encodes 301 amino acids. NCBI's taxonomy places the organism in Eukaryota, Metazoa, Arthropoda, Insecta, Diptera, Culicidae. The record is from RefSeq and is a predicted model, not a curated record.
AUGACUCCAGCGCUAGUUGCCAGGCCGCCCCAUCGGAAGUGCAAAUGCAACACCAUGAACGCAAAUCUGCCGCUUAUUGCAGCGUUUAUCAAUUUUGUAGUCAUCUGCUUGGCAGACUCGCUCAGUCCCGAAAUGCAGAUGUACUGGGAAAACCACAUGGUGCAGCCGUACUUCGAUAACACGACCAAGCGCGAAGUGACGGCCAUCGCCGGUCAAACGUGCCAGCUCCACUGUCGCGUCAAGAGCCUCGGAGACCGAGCGGUUUCGUGGAUCCGCAAGCGAGACCUACACAUCCUGACGGUGGGUAUCCUCACGUACACCAACGAUCAGCGCUUCCAGUCGCUCCACACGGACGGCAGUGACGAGUGGACGCUUCGAAUAACAUCGCCUCAGGCAAGAGAUUCGGGAGUGUACGAGUGUCAGGUGUCGACCGAACCGAAGAUCAGCCAGGCGUUUCGUCUGAACGUUGUCGUUUCGAAGGCUAACAUUCUGGGCAACUCGGAGCUGUUCGUCAAGAGUGGCAGCGAUAUUAAUCUGACCUGCGAGGCACUGCAGUCACCACAGCCACCAUCCUUCAUCUACUGGUACAAGGGUGGUCGGGUGAUCAACUACUCGCAACGUGGCGGCAUCAGUGUCCUGACGGAGCAGCAGACGCGUACGAGCCGGCUAGUCAUAUCGCGAGCCUCACCAUCCGACUCCGGCAACUAUACCUGCGCUCCGAGCAAUUCCGAUUCGGCCAGCGUCAUGGUGCACGUCAUCAAAGGAGAGCAUCCGGCCGCGAUGCAACACGGAAUAAACGGUGCUGGCGUGGCUCAUUCAUCAACAUAUAUAGUCGUGGCGAUCCUGUCGGUGUGUUUCCAGCUUCUGCUGCUCACACGAACCCCGUCGGUGUUUGCGAUGCGAUAG